This is a messenger RNA of Diceros bicornis minor, 4976 nucleotides long. It is a transcript of the gene ALKBH8, whose product is annotated as alkB homolog 8, tRNA methyltransferase. The transcript has 14 exons. Gene Ontology annotation, molecular function: S-adenosylmethionine-dependent methyltransferase activity; 2-oxoglutarate-dependent dioxygenase activity; tRNA binding. Gene Ontology annotation, cellular component: nucleus; cytoplasm. NCBI's taxonomy places the organism in Eukaryota, Metazoa, Chordata, Mammalia, Perissodactyla, Rhinocerotidae. The coding region runs from base 212 to 2377 and encodes 721 amino acids. Gene Ontology annotation, biological process: tRNA wobble uridine modification. The record is from RefSeq and is a predicted model, not a curated record.
GUCAGUGCAAAUGCAGUUAGGCCAGCUGUGUUUGCUAGCUGGCAGUUAUCAAACUUAGGAUUCUCUCCUGCCACAGAGACUGGGAGACAGAUGCCCUGUCCUUCCUGAUGAUUACAUUUCAAAGGAAUGGCUCUGUUAUGAGAGGUUUGGGGAUUCGAUCAGAGACGUAAAAGAAACUUUCCACUCCAAACAAAUGGACUGAAGCAUUGCCAUGGACAGCAACCAUCAAAAUAAUUACAAACUCAAUAAAACUGAGAAGAAGUUCUUAAGGAAACAGAUUAAAGCCAGGCAUACUUUGCUGAGACAUGAAGGCAUUGAGACAGUAUCCUGUGCCACUCAGAUCCUGGUUGUUGCCAAUGGUGGUUUGGGUAAUGGUGUGAGUAGGAACCAGCUGCUUCCGGUUUUAGAAAAAUGCGGACUGGUGGAUGCUCUCUUAAUGCCGCCUAAUAAGCCUUACUCAUUUGUAAGAUACAAAACUACAGAAGAAUCCAAGAAAGCCUAUGUUACCCUCAAUGGAAAAGAAAUAGUGGAUGAUUUAGGACAAAAGAUCAUUCUGUACUUGAAUUUUGUGGAAAAAGCACAAUGGAAAGAGUUAGAGCUUCAAGCUUUACCUCCAGGCCUCAUGGUAGUAGAAGAAAUUAUUUCUUCUGAGGAGGAGAAAAUGCUUUUGGAGGGUAUUAACUGGACAGAAGAUACAGACAGUCAAAAUUUUCAAAAAUCCUUAAAACACAGAAGAGUAAAGCAUUUUGGUUAUGAAUUCUACUAUGAGAACAACAAUGUAGAUAAAAAUAAGCCAUUACCAGGGGGUCUUCCUGACUUUUGUGAUAGCAUUUUGGAGAAAUGGUUAAAGGAGGGUUUCAUUAAACAUAAGCCUGAUCAAUUGACUGUAAACCAGUAUGAACCUGGGCAUGGAAUUCCCGCUCAUAUUGACACGCAUUCUGCUUUUGAGGAUGAGAUCGUUUCUCUCAGUUUGGGGUCAGAGAUUGUCAUGGAUUUUAAGCACCCGGAUGGUGUCACAGUGCCAGUUAUGUUGCCUCGUCGGAGUUUGCUCCUGAUGACAGGAGAAUCUAGAUACCUUUGGACUCAUGGAAUCACACCCAGAAAAUUUGAUACUAUUCAAGCAUCCAAGGGUCACAAAAGUGGAAUUAUCACCAGUGAUGUUGGAGACUUAACUUUAAGCAAGAGGGGAAUACGGACUUCAUUUACAUUUAGGAAAGUGAGGCAAACACCUUGUAACUGUAGUUACCCUUUGGUCUGUGACAGCCAGAUGAAGGAGACUCCCUCAUCAUUUCCAGAGAGUAAUAAAGAAGCCUCACAACUGGAGCAAGAAUAUGUCCAUCGAGUUUAUGAAGAGAUCGCUGGGCACUUCAGCAGCACGAGACAUACCCCUUGGCCACGUGUCGUGGAGUUUUUGAAAGCUUUGCCAAGUGGUUCGUUAGUGGCUGAUAUUGGAUGUGGAAAUGGAAAGUAUCUUGGCAUCAAUAAGGAGUUAUAUAUGAUUGGUUGUGAUCGUAGCCAAAACCUUGUGGAUAUUUGUAGAGAGAGGCAAUUUCAGGCCUUUAUCUGUGAUGCGCUGGCAGUACCAGUCCGCAGUGGGUCUUGUGAUGCCUGCAUCUCUAUUGCUGUUAUUCACCAUUUUGCAACAGCAGAGCGUAGAGUGGCAGCUACCCAAGAACUCGUUCGACUCCUGAGACCUGGUGGGAAGGCACUCAUUUAUGUCUGGGCAAUGGAACAAGAAUAUAAUAAGAAGAAGUCCAAGUAUCUUAGAGAAAAUAGAAUUAGCCAGGGAAAGAAAGGGGAGAUCAACAAUGAUACAUCAGUGCAAGAGUUGCUUGUGGAGCAAAUGCCUGUUGUGGGCAACCAAGAUUCAGCAUGUUCUGUCCCCUCCACUAAUGAUUUUCAGGAGGGAGGAUGUAAUUCAAGGGAAGUUACUAAUUCUAAGCUGCCUAUUCACACGAACAGGACUUCUUUUCAUUCUCAAGACUUACUGGUUCCCUGGCACCUUCAGGGAAACCCUGGUAAAAACAAACUUGUUGAGCCAUUUGGUGCAGUAGGAUCCCAUGACCCAAGUCCUGUGUUUCAUCGUUACUACCAUGUGUUCUGUGAGGGAGAAUUGGAAGCUGCGUGCCAGACUUUGAGUAAUGUCCGCAUUCUGCAAAGCUACUACGAUCAGGGGAACUGGUCUGUCAAUACUAAUAGUGCAAAACUGGAAAAACUUCAAAUGUCCAUCAGCAGAGCCCCAGCCUGUGUCUCUCACUGGGUGACCCCAAGAGGAAACCAGAAUGCAAAGGAGCCCAGUGAUACAGUCCGUAAAAGUCAGCUUCCUGGGGCACGGAGUAGGGCAAAAAAGGUGUGGAGUGGAUUUCCCCACACCUGAAUGACAACUAACUCCCUUUUGGCCCGAAACCCACAAGUUAAUUAGUUUCCUACUUCCCUUUCCAAGGAAGUAAAAGGCCUGGGUACCAUUUUGGAAGUGGAGAAAAUUCUUUUCAGAGAGAAAGACACAGCACUAAGUAAUUUACCAAUACCAAUGCCCUGUCAGCUUAUACGAGGUAUUAUUGUUAUUACUGCUCAGACCCUUCUGACCUUCCUCGGAAAACAGGAUUCUGAGAGGUGGGAAGGGGAGAAGAGAGACGUUCUUUGAGCUCUAAAGUCAAGUAGUGGUCAAGAGAAUUGAGAACCCCUACUCUAUUUUAAAAUUCAGUUUAAACUACACACAAGGGCUCAUCCGAUACAGUGUACUAUCCUCUGUCUACGUAGUGCUACGUAGAUGAGGGAAUAUUCCCUUAAGGAAUGAAGAAUCUACAUGCCUCCAGUCAGAGAAUAACCUUUAUAAAAAUCCUGCUUGAAAAAUGAAUAGACCCAAGUAAUCUUGAACUACACAAAGUUCACACAAGCAAGCGAGGAUAUUGGCGACGUAUUUGACCUGCAUAAGACAUUUCAUGCCAAAUUGGCCAAAUGGCAGUUUUUAUCUUGGGUGAUACCAAAAGGACAUCUUCAGAAUGUCAGGGCUGUGAAACAGUAUCUUUUAAAAUACUGGCAACUUUUCCCACAGAAGCAGGUGGUCCUGUUUCUAAUCUAGGCGGAUGUUUUUUCCAGGCAACCUUAAUUGCCCUCAUCAACUGAACAAAAUGUCAGUGAAGAGUCUCUCAUGAGGGAAAUUUGGUUUGAAAACUCCAAGCCAAAUGAGUUCCUCCAAGGCCCUCUGAAAUAAGAAGUGCUACAAGUGACCUAUAUGCCUCCCAGAGGAGACGUACAAAACAAGCACACCUGUCACAAUUCAGAGGGAGGAGGUCUGCACUGACCACAAAGCGAACAUCUGGUCAACCCAAUAUCUGCUAGUCUGGAAAACCAACAGAUGUGGUUUUAAGAAGCAACUUUCACAAUUACAGAGAAAAUGCUCUUGGGCACAAGGGCUGUGAUCUAUACCAGCCAAAAAAUGCUUUCCCCUCUAUUGAUUCUUAAUUGUUGUUGAAUUAUCAUUUUACAUGGGUAAUAUGGCCCUUCGGAGGUUUUCCCACAAUCUCCAUAUGGUGUGUAAUCACCUAGAGCAGUUUUUCUCAAAAUGUGGCCCCUUAUCACCUACAUAGGAAUCACCGGGCAGUGCCUGAUGGAAAUUCAGGUUUCUGGGCCUGUGCAGCCAGAUGAACUAGAAUCUCUGAGGCUGUGUGUGCAUUUUGACAGGCUCCCUAGAUGAUUGUGCACUUUAACAGUAAAGGGGGAUUAGAUUCUGUUUCUGUUUUAAAUAUUUCCAACAAGAUCACCGGGCUCAGGAGACCCAGGCUCAGGUUGCAACUUUGUCAUUUACCAACUGUGUGAGCUUGGGGAAAAAACUCACAUAUACUCCCUGAGCCAGAGUUUCUUCAUCCAUAACUUGGGGGAGAUAAAACCUCAAUUAUAUAGCAAGUAGAAAAAGAUUAGAGGAUAGAUUCAUGGAAGAACUUUGUGAACUGCAAAGACCUAAAUAAAUGAUAAUUGGUUAUAACAAUAAGAGAUUGUGUACAAUCUGGAACAAAUUGGUGUAGGAAUUUAGAGAAAGGCUGAGGUAACACUUGGCUAGGGUAACCAAAGAAGCAAGUCAUGGAAGGAGUGGCGUCUUAGCUGCACUUUGAAGAAUGGGUAUGGACUUUAAUAGGUGUAAAUGGUGAGGGAAUUACAAAAAGUGAAAGCAGAAAUGCACACACCUGCAUUUUCAGUCUGGUUUGACUAGAGGUUCUCUACCUUCCUACACAUCAAAAUCACCUGAGGAGCCUUUUAAAAAUAAAGAGGUCUGGGACAGGACACACCGCAGCCAGUUAAACAAGAAUCUCUGAGAACUGGGGUUAGGCCUCGCCAAGUGAUUCUAAUGAGCAGCCUGGGUUGAGAACUCCUGUUCUAGGUGGUGGUGUCUGCAUGGAAGAGAGGAGAAUGGGAGAUGAGUCUGGAGAGAGAGGUGGGGUUAAGAAUACAAAGGGCUUCAAAUGUUAGUUAAGGAAAGUGGAACUUAGGAGCAGAGUCCUAAUAGUUUUCUGAGCAGCAGAGUGAUUAAAUUAAAGCAGCAAUUCGGGAAGAUUAAUCUGGUAGAGGUGUACAGAAUGGGCUGGAGUGGGAGGAGGAAAGGCAGAACAGGGUGCCAGGAGACUAGUUAGGAGGCUAGCAGAGUAGUCCAUGAAUGAUGUGCAAGUCAAACAUAUAAACUUCUCUUAGGAGAAAAUUAGAUCAGAAAAAUGAAUUUCUUCUUUAAGGAAAUGUGCGGCUUCAAAGCAGUGUAGUGCUUGACAGCUAGAUUAAAGGUUAAGGAAAAGGUGUCACCAUGAAUGUAUUUUUGGUUCCUUUACAGUCUAAUAAUUGAUCUGUAACCUCCUAACUUAAAAAGAAAAUAAGAUAAUUCUUCUAGCACUCAGAAACCUGAUGGUUUACGGCCUUUGAAUUGUUUCAAAUGCUUCUUAAACAUUGUUCAGAUAAGUAUACUUCAGGAAACAAUAGUAAAUGUGAAA